ACUUAUGAUCAGUUUAAAAGAGAAGGAUGCGAUAAUUGUGAAAGUUUUCUUAGGCUCCGUGGCCAUUCUGAUAAGGUCAAGGAAUGUACAAGUCCCGAUUAUGACGGAAUUAUUGCGCUUAUGAAGCCUCGUGCUAACUCUUUCAUUUCUAAAGCAAAAAAACUUACACGUUAUGUUCCAGGUACUUAUGCUGUUGGUGUUAGUGGUGAACUUCCAGAUUGGGUUGAAGAAAUUUUGAUGGACGAAGGUAUUUACAUUUCACGAGAUAAUGAUAAAUAUCCCAUGCCGAAAAAAGGACAUGCCAUGAGGCAUAAUUUCUAA
Molecule: messenger RNA, 321 nt
Organism: Cetraspora pellucida
Lineage: Eukaryota; Fungi; Glomeromycota; Glomeromycetes; Diversisporales; Gigasporaceae
Source: the annotation of a GenBank genome assembly